AAAACUUUGAUCUUCGCGUAACCAUCAGUUUAUCACUUAUACUGAAUUUUCAUAUGUACUUAAUUUAAGUGUGGCUGCAGUAAAAGUUGAGUUUUAUCGCGUCAAUGACUUGAGAAGAAAAUUUCAACAUGGAAGUUGCUAUAGUGGGGUGCGGUUAUUCAGGUUUAUCGGCAAUCAGAAGAUGCGUCGAAAUGAAUAUAAACUGCGUGGCUUUCGAAUUAUCCGGCGAAAUUGGUGGACUUUGGGUAUAUACAGAAAAUAUAGGAACGGAUGAAUUUGGGAUUCCGAUUCAAACCAGUUUAUACCAUAGUUUGCGAACGAAUUCUCCUAAACAAACGUUGGAAUUCCCAGAUUUUGAAUUUGUAACUGAUGAAGAUACAUGUUAUCCACGCCAUUACGAAGUUCGUAGAUAUUUAAAUCAAUUCGCAAGACAUUUCAAUUUGCUGGAACACAUUCGAUUCCACCAUUUAGUAACAAAAAUAAGUCGUACAAGCGAUAAAUGGAUGAUAGAAAUACGAAAUUUAAAAUCUCAAACAGAAGAAAAAUAUUUCUUUGAUUGUGUAAUGAUUUGCAAUGGACAUACUACGAAACCUUUCAUACCCAAAAUUGAAGGUAUUGAAUCAUUCCCAGGAACACAAUUACACAGUCAUGAUUAUCGACACUCGAAUAUUUUCCUAGACAAACGUGUGCUUGUCAUCGGAAAUGGUGCAUCUGGUAUAGAGAUAGCGUCGGAAUCUGCUUCAGUUUCCAAACAAACAUAUUUAACACAUCGAGAUAGUGAUAAGAUAUGCUUCAAUCCGAAAAUUAUAUGGAAAAGAGACGUAAAAAUUAUUCGAGGAAGUAAUGUGGAAUUUUUAGAUAACUCGAAUGAGGAUAUUGACAUGAUUGUAUAUUGCACUGGUUACGAAUAUUUCUACCCAUUUUUGGAUACGACUUGCGGCAUCACAGUCGAAGAUGGUCAAGUACUAAAACCUCUUUUUAAACAUUACAUAAAUAUUGAGCAGCCCACCAUGUGUUUUAUAGGAUUAUUUCAAAGAACAAUCAUUUCGUAUUUAUUCGAUUUACAAGUUCAAGCAUUUUUAAAAUUUACGAAAGGAAUAAUCAAAUUACCACCUAAAGAUGUAAUGCUGAAAUGUUUAGAAAAAAUUGAACGAAAACACGAGCAAAGAAUUCCAAAAAAUAGAUAUUAUCAUUUAUCUUCUAACAUAGUGGAAUACUUUGAUGAUAUUUGCGAAUAUGCUGACUUGCCAAAAAUAUCUCCUGUCCUUUUCAAAAUUUUCAGAGUAAAUGAAAGGACAUAUACGGAUAAUUUUUUCAAUCUUCGAAGAUUAUACUUCACAAUUAUCGAUAAUGACAAUUACACAUGUGAAAUGAGAAAAAGUACUGUGUUCUUUAGUUUUUUCAACUCGAAACGAAGUAUGUACGAACAGCUGACAUCUAAAUGUGAUAUCAUUCUGAAUUACGUAUCGAAUAUGAGAAUUGGAAUCAUCGGUGCAGGAGUGGCUGGAUUGGCAGCUAUUCAAAAAUCUUUACAAUUUAAUGUGGAAUGUGUUGCUUUUGAAAUAACGAACAAUGUUGGUGGCACUUGGGUGUGUUAUGAAGAAAUCCGCGAUGAAUAUCAAGAUCAUGUACCAAUUGCUAUGUAUCCUUCACUUCGAACUAAUUUACCUACACAUUUGAUGGAAUUUCGAGAUUAUAAAUUUAAACCAGAAAGUGGACGCUGUUUCCCAAGUCGUGCUGAAGUAUUGCAGUAUUUGAACGAUUAUGCUCGUGAUUUCAAUCUUUUCCCACGUAUAAAAUUUUCUCAUAAAGUAACCAACGUGUCUCGAAAAAACUCAGAUUGGAUUAUCACAGCGAAAAAUCUUGAAAAUGGCGAUUUCAUCGAAGAAAAAUUUGACGGUGUCAUGAUAUGUUCCGGUCACUUUGCGGCUCCGAAGUAUCCGGAUAUUCCUGGAAUGGAAACUUUCCCUCACAAAAAGACACACAGUUGCUAUUACAGAACAAACGAUUCGUAUGAGGGAAAAGUUGUACUUCUUGUUGGACGUGGAGCAUCAGGAUUGGAUCUUUGUCGUGAAAUAGCUUUGGUAGCUAAAAAGGUCAUUCUAAGUCAUAACGGGAAACCUUUGAUUAUCGCUCCGAAAAACAUUAUUCAAAAACCUGGCGUAAACAAAAUUCUUAAGAAUGAAAUAUUUUUUGCUGAUGAUACGUCAGAAAUGGUCGAUGCCAUAAUCUGGUGUACAGGUUUUUUGUACAGUUUUCCUUUUCUGGAUUCAACGUGUGAGAUCAACAAUACACGUAAUAUGGUAUUUAACCCUUUGUAUAAAAAUUUCAUCAACGCAAAGCAUCCAACCAUGUGUGUUAUCGGACUGCUGCAAAGAACCAUCGUCUUUCAGUUAUUAGAUUUGCAGGCUGAAGUAUUCAUCAAAAGUAUUUGUGGACUUGCUCAAUUGCCACCAGUCGAAAAAAUGAUAUCUGAAGUCGAGAAGGAAAAGGAAGAAAAAUUGGAAGCUAACGUCGAUAUUACCCGUUAUUAUCAUUUGGGAGCUAAAAAGGAAAAGCAGUAUUUCUAUGAACUUUGUGAUUUAGGUAACUGUCAACCUUAUCCACCGGUAAUCUUCGAUAUGCAUGAUAAACAUCGUGAACUUUUUGUAAACGAUUAUGAUAAUUUGAGAAAUAAUCAUUUCGAAAUAGUCGAUGAUCACUCAUUUACUUGCUGUUCAACUGCAAGUCAGUGCAAGUCAGUUUGAUACGAAAAAAUUAAAAAAGCGGGUCAUUACCUACAUCUAAUUAUCAUUGAUUCGUGAAUUUAUAUGAUAUCAGUUGAGAGCUCUACUCGCUUCAAUUAAGCCAAGUUAUGAGUUUUUAUUUCUGAGAACCGAUCUGAUUCAACAGUUGUAAACUUGAAGGAGUGAGGUAGAAACUGUAGAUGGAUUUUGAUGAUGUGUUUCGUGAACACAGAAAUCAGACACUCCUAUCAGCUUAUGGAAACUUAAUAAACUUUCGUGAUAAUAAAUAGAUUACGAAUCAUCAAAAUGAUAUGAGGAGCUUGGAAUCAAAACUCACUUUUGCCAUCGGACAAAGUUUCGAGAAAAUCGACAAUAACUGAUUUCGCCUAGUGCGUUGAUGAAAAAAACGGCGCUAAGUGUGUCAAGCUCUUGAGUAAGACUACUAAAUAGGAUUCCAUGAGAAAAUUUUUUUUUCAAGUUGCCAUAUCGUUGCAGUAUGGCUAUCAAGUUUGGCAAAAGUGAGUUUUGAUUCCAAGGUGGGGUAAUUUUGCUUUCUUUUGCGAAUAUAUCGAAAAAUAAGCUUCCUGGAAGAAAACUAACGACAUUAUGUCGAUUGGAAAUUUAAUUCUCUACAAUUCUCCUCGACCUGAUUUUUUCGUAGAAUGCUUUGUUCCGUCUCCAGACAGCUUUAAAAGUUUUGAGCGCUGAAUUUUUCCAAAAAUUAUACUUUCUUUUGCAAAUAUAUCGAAAACUAAGCACCCUAGAAAAAAACUAACGACAUUAUGUCGAUUGGAAAUUUAAUUUUCUACAAUUUUCCUUGACCUCAUUUUUCUGUAGAGUAUUUUGUUUCGCCUCCAGAGAGCUUUAAAAGUUUUGAGCGCUCAAUACAUUCAAUUUUUUACCUCCUCAGUUGCAUCACUUCCAAAUUCAAAACUACCAUUUUCGGUAUUUUCACCAUCACAAAAUGCUUCCGAAGUUACAAUUGAAUUAUUUUGGCUUUGUAGACUGCCAUGCGACCUUGAAAAUACAGUUUUUUUUUUAUAGCUUGGAGUCAAAACUCACUUUUGCCACUGGCAAACGUGAGUUUUGAUUCCAAGGGCACUUUUUAACACGAAAUUGUGAAGAACUGGGGCCGAAUUCGGAAAAAUGGAUUCUGUAGGGUGAUAGAGAAAUUGAGGAAGUAUCCGAAUCCGCAAAAAAACGCAUAUCGAUUUUUGGUGGCAAAAGUGAGUUUUGAUUCCAAGCUCCUCAUAUCAACUUCAACAUUUGUGCAUACAUUUUACGGUACCUACUCAAUGUAAUCUAUUUUUGUUUAGGGCGCUAAAUUUUUUUGUGUUUUUCAUUAAAUGAGACUCCAAAUCUAGACACAAGUACUUUACCGUGCAGAAAAUUAAAAAGUAUCACAUCCUAGGGUAAAAUGUAUGUUGAGAAUAUAAGUAGGUAUGACAAAUGUUACCUAAUUAUCUGUAGGUACAUAUGCGAACAUGAAUGAGUUAUCUUCGCGAUAACAUUUCCCCAAAGGUGGUUCAAUAUAUCCGAAUUUUCUUGGGUAUUUAGGUGUUGCAGGUUAAAUGUAGAAGCUAGAAAGCACAUUUUUAAAUUUUACCAUUUUUUUUUUUUUUUUUUUUUUGAGGUAAAAUGUUUACAAGAAUCCUGUAGUUAAACUCAUUUAAAAAUUAAAAUCCAUAAUAUUUCAGAAAGAAGCUGUCAUCAUAACUCUCAUGAAAGUUUGGUAAGAUAUAGUCGAUAGAAUGAUGAACCGGCUUCCUACAGAGUUUUCGAAACUAACUAGCGGAAGUUAGUCCUUGCUCCUUGUGGUCCAAAUUCCCCAUGAAAAAAUUUUAAAUUCCACGAUUUAAUUUUGAUAUAGUAGAUACUCUUAUAUCCCAGCCGUGGAACAUUUCGUCAUUCUUAACUGGGCUAUACUCUUUUGGUAUUGAGGUUGGGUAAACUUUGAGGACGAAUUACGUUUUUUUUCAACGGAUAAUAAAUUUUUAAUUCCAAAUAAAAAUGAAGCUACCUUUUCAAAAUUCGCGUAAAUGGCAGGUAGUUACUUAAAUCGACCUUCCUUGUUAUGAUGUACACAUUUUUAAAUAUUUUACAGGGUUUUAAGAACAUAAAAUUAUAUCUAUUUAUUUUCUUACUUAUUCUUGAUUAAGAUAAUUCAUUCCAUCGUGUAGUAUAUGUAAGUAUUUUUUUAAAAUGGAAAACCCAAUAUUUUAUCAUUUAUCUUAUUCUUCUUGUAAUUAGUUGAUAGAUCAUGCAAAUAAAAUACAUCAUAAUUUUUAUAAGGAUUUGAAAUUUUA
Planococcus citri (citrus mealybug) is the source of this 5032-nucleotide messenger RNA. RefSeq lists its product as uncharacterized. Gene Ontology annotation, molecular function: N,N-dimethylaniline monooxygenase activity; flavin adenine dinucleotide binding; NADP binding. Bases 129 to 2747 code for a protein of 872 amino acids. The transcript has 15 exons. The record is from RefSeq and is a predicted model, not a curated record. NCBI's taxonomy places the organism in Eukaryota, Metazoa, Arthropoda, Insecta, Hemiptera, Pseudococcidae.